AGAAUAAUGAGGCAAUGGCUGCACAUCGAUUGGAUAUUCUCGUUGACGUCUAAAGGUCGAGAGCAAAAGAAGAUGCUGAAGAUAUUACAUAAAUUUACUAAACGAAUAAUUGCUGAAAGAAAACUUUAUCAUGAUCGCACUAAUGGUCAAUACUUGAAAAGCUUUUAUAAUGACACGUCGGCAAACAGAGAUGACGCAGAACCGGUAGGAAUACGAAGAAAACGACUUGCAAUGUUGGAUCUUCUAAUAGCAGCAUCUCGUGAUGGCCUUAUGACUGAUUCAGAUAUUAGGGAGGAAGUUGAUACUUUUAUGUUUGAGGGUCAUGAUACUACAGCAAUGGGUUUGUGCUUCAUUUUGGCACUAUUAGCUGAGCAUAAGGACAUUCAGGUAUCUAUCGUCAAAUGUAAAUCGGUAUUCUAAAUAGACAAAGAAAUUAAUUGAUUCCAAAAGUUAUUUAUUAACCCUCCAUUUAUAUACGGCAUCCUAGCCAAAAUGAUAUCUGCUCAUAACAAUAGAACUUGCAAACCUUCCAA
This is a messenger RNA of Temnothorax curvispinosus, 533 nucleotides long. RefSeq names its product cytochrome P450 4C1-like. The transcript is spliced from 4 exons. NCBI's taxonomy places the organism in Eukaryota, Metazoa, Arthropoda, Insecta, Hymenoptera, Formicidae. Gene Ontology annotation, molecular function: heme binding; monooxygenase activity; iron ion binding. Bases 7 to 420 code for a protein of 137 amino acids. The record is from RefSeq and is a predicted model, not a curated record.